CAAAGUUGCCGUUGACGGGACUCCAUGGGAGCUAAGGCAGUGGUGACCUAAUCCGAUUCCGCCCACCGAGCGGGACAAGCAGAUGGAAACAUUGGAUGAAAUUGGAAAUGUGGGGAGCUUGAUUGGUUCUCAACCUUCCCAUCGUUCGCUCCUGCCAUCAUUGAUCCAGCUGUCCGCAUGCGGUACCCCUGACCCCGACCCGGCCGCAGUCUGCAGUCGGCUGCAGUCCGCUGAGUCUUGAUGCUACCUGCCAAACUCAAGGUACUACAAAACGAGGUCUUGGCCCUCGACGUCUUCUAGCUUCGCUGGAAGCUCGCGUCUUUGAAGCUCUCGUUGCUGCGAUCCGGACGCCAUUUAUCACAAUAAGGCUGUGAUCUCAUCUUCUGCAAACAUGAAGAACAGCUUCAUCCUUACUGCGGCUCUCGCCGUGGCCGGAGUCUCUGCUGCAGACCCCGAGCCGACUUAUACGACUUCGCGACCCCCAUUCAGCACCAUCAAGCCUUCUCUUUCAUCCAUUGAGGCCGCUCAGGCGACGGUCAAGCCCCUUUCGCCCACAUCAAACGUAAAAGGUGUCGCCUUUGACAGAAUCAUCCAGAUUUGGCUCGAGAACACAAACUUUGAUAUCUCUACGGCCGAUCCUUCGAUGCAAUGGAUUGCCAGCCAAGGCAUUCUCCUGACAAAUUAUUUUGCAGUCACUCAUCCCUCCCAGCCCAACUAUGCUGCCGCCGUCGCUGGUGACUAUCUCGGCAUGGAUAACGACGACUUCAUCAGGUUUCCUACCAAUAUCUCCACCGUGGUCGACCUGUUGGAUACCAAGGGCAUCUCCUGGAGCGAGUACCAGGAGCACAUGCCAUAUCCCGGCUUCCAAGGGUUCAACUUCAGCAACCAGCAGAACUUUGCCAACGACUACGUGCGCAAGCACAACCCUCUGAUCCUCUUUGACAGCGUUGCCCUGAACGACACGCGGGCGCGCCAGAUCAAGAGUUUUACAAGCUUCUACGACGACCUCAAGGCCCAGACUCUGCCCCAGUGGAGCUUCAUCACCCCGAACAUGACCAACGACGCCCACGACACCAACAUCACCUUUGCCGGCGCAUGGGCCAAAUCGUUCCUGGAACCGCUGCUCAAGGACGACUACUUCAUGAACAACACGCUUGUCAUCGUAUCCUUUGAUGAGAACGAGGACUACCCGACCGCCAACCGCGUGUUCACCGUGCUGCUCGGCGGCGCUGUCGACCCCGCGCUACACGGCACGACGGACUCGAUGUAUUACAACCACUACUCGACCAUCUCGACCGUCUCGCAGAACUGGGACCUCCCCUCCCUGGGCCGCUGGGACUGCGAGGCCAACGUGCUGGCGCUCGUCGCCAACAAGACGGGGUUCAGAAACACAAACAUCUCGCUCGACGGCUUGUACUUUAAUGCCUCGUACCCGGGCGUCCUCAGCGACAAGAAGUUCACCCCCGGCUGGUGGCCCGCCCCGAACACGCUCGCCAAGUGCACCACGGGCCGAGGUGUGCUUCCUGCUAUUGCUGAUGCCUGGGGCAAGUCGGAGGGCUCGUACAACUACACUAAUGUCUACCCGUACGACGAGGUCUCGGGUGCUGCGGUUGGUGGCACACCAGUUGUUGGCAGCGGGGAGGCGAACGGCUCGGGAUCGGGAUCGGGAUCAGGCGGGAGCUCGACGACUAGCUCGGCGCCCAGCGCCACCUCUAUGGCUGCUGCGGUGCCGGUGCGGCCUGAGAUGAUGGGGGCGUUGGGUCUUGCUGGGUUGGUCGCUGCUUUGUUGUGA
Canariomyces notabilis is the source of this 1792-nucleotide messenger RNA. Its product is annotated as phosphoesterase-domain-containing protein. Gene Ontology annotation, molecular function: hydrolase activity, acting on ester bonds. The transcript has 3 exons. Bases 392 to 1792 code for a protein of 466 amino acids. Lineage: Eukaryota; Fungi; Ascomycota; Sordariomycetes; Sordariales; Chaetomiaceae. Gene Ontology annotation, biological process: phospholipid catabolic process. The record is from RefSeq and is a predicted model, not a curated record.